AAAGAGAAUGCCUUGAAUGCAGCAUCUGUUAAGACACCAUUUGGCGUUGCUAUUAGUAGAUGAGACAGCAGAAUCAUUUUCAAUAUUACAUCUUCCCGAAGUGGUCUGCAAACCUAACAUCUAUUUAAUGCAAACUUAGGUGGUUUUCUUGGUGACUACAAAUCCGAUAAAAACAAGAAAUAAUCUUACUGCUUUGGUGAGUGUUGUCAUUUCUUGAACACAACAAGAUGAACAUGAAUACAUAUCUACUGUUGUUCAAUGGCAUCCUGUUAGCAGUGAGCAGCAUUGCUGGUCCACUUCUGCUCCGUCUCUACUUCAUUCAUGGUGGUAAGCGAAUAUGGCUUUCGAGUUGUCUCGAGACUGCAGGCUUUCCAGUUUUAAUUUUCCCUCUAUGGCUUUCAUAUUUCCUCAGACGCCGUGGUUUCAUAAAAGGGGAUGAAGAUGAGAAACCGAAAAAGCUCUUUACAAUCACAAAACCUCUCUUCAUAGCCAGUGCUGUUAUUGGUCUCGUCACUGGGUUAGAUGAUUACUUGUACACUUACGGAGUUUCGUUAUUACCUAUAUCUACAGCUACGAUAAUAAUGUCUACUCAUUUGGCUUUCACGGCUGGGUUUGCUCUUGUUAUGGUUAAGCAGAAGUUCACUUCAUUUUCGGUGAAUGCAGUUGUGUUGUUAACUAUUGGAGCUAUACUUCUUGGUCUUCACGGUAAUGGUGAUAAACCCGUAAACGAGUCCAAGAAAGAUUAUUACUUGGGUUUCUUGAUCACGAUUGCAGCCUCUGUAUUCAACGGUUUAAUGUUACCCAUGGUGGAGUUAAUGUACAUGAAAUCAAAACAAACCAUAACUUACAGUUUGGUAAUAGAAUUGCAGAUGGUGAUAUCUGGUUUUGCGACCCUUUUCUGCACUAUUGGAAUGAUUGCCAACAAUGACUUCAAGGUGAUUCCGAGAGAAGCAAGAGAGUACGGGCUCGGGGAGAUCAAUUAUUACAUUGUGCUUGUGGCGGGCGCCAUCACUUGGCAGAUGUACUUCGUGGGAACAGUAGGAGUUAUCUUCUGUUCUACAUCUUUGCUUGCAGGUGUUAUUGCAGUUGUUGUGCUGCCCCUUACAGAGAUCCUAUCUGUCGUGUUUUACCAUGAGAGUUUCCAAGCUGAAAAGGGUAUUGCUUUAUUCCUCUCGCUCUGGGGUUUCAUCUCUUACUUUUGGGGUGAGCUCAAAGCAAGCAAGAAAGCCAAGAAGCAGAAAUCAGAAUUAGAGCAAGACUCAUCCAGCUCUCCUUAAACGAACAUGCACAUAUGAACUAUCUUCCCAGAUAUGUGCCGUUAGUUACAGUGCUGUCUUCUUUCUUUUCUGUUACAGUACUUGAUUUUUUAUCUUGUAAUUUUCUCAAAAAGCAUGAUGGUUUUUCUGAUUUGAUUGUCAA
Molecule: messenger RNA, 1419 nt
Organism: Papaver somniferum (opium poppy)
Lineage: Eukaryota; Viridiplantae; Streptophyta; Magnoliopsida; Ranunculales; Papaveraceae
Product: purine permease 1-like
Exons: 2
Coding region: 228-1277 (349 amino acids)
Cellular component (GO): membrane
Molecular function (GO): purine nucleoside transmembrane transporter activity
Source: RefSeq, a predicted model, not a curated record